UUGGUUCGGAUCGGAUUUCAGAAUCCAUGGGAUAGCUGGCAUAAGCCCACGCUAUCAGAAGUAUGGAAUGGAUUGCGUUGGACACAACAGGGAGAAGAGCCAAAGCAUAAAGGCCAUACCGAAUUCGAGGCCUAUCGUACUGCAAUCGAAGAAGCGAGAAGGAAAGAAUCAGGUCAGGCGAGCGAGCAAGAGGAUGAGUCAAAGGGCACUCUGAAUGCCUCUCAAGAGCAUCUACUACCUUCAAAGGACGCAGGCGAAUUGAAGGAAUCCGAUCUUGCAAUCCACAAGCCAGACUUUUCCCAAUCUCCGGAUGAUGCCACUUCAGUCAAAGCUACUUGGCUAGGACAUGCGACUGUAUUACUCCAGCUACCAUCUUCCAAAGCCAAUCCAUCAAGCGAGCCCAUACGAAUCCUUUUCGAUCCAAUCUUCUCUCACAGAUGUUCUCCAACGCAAUACAUUGGGCCAUCAAGACUAUAUCCUGCCCCGUGCACAGUUGCCGAUUUGCCAAAGAUUGACGCUGUUUGCAUCAGCCAUUCACAUUACGAUCAUUUGGAUUACGAUAGCAUCAUUCAGCUAUGGCGUGCGAAUGUUGAGGGAAUUCGAUUCAUCGUUCCUUUGGGCAACAAAGCAUGGUUUUUGGGACUUGGUUUGAAUAUUGACGAAGAACGUGUAUCGGAAUUGGAUUGGUGGGACGAAGUAUGGUUGACCCAGGAAGGGCGACAAGACGAAGGAAGGAAAGCUAGAGUCAUCUGUACACCUGCACAACAUGGAUCAGGGCGAUACGGAUUUGAUGCUAGCAGAAGUUUGUGGAGCAGUUGGACGAUCGAAUACACGCAUACAUCCCAACAAAAACCCUUCCGGGCUUUCUUUGGUGGCGAUACAGGCUUUCAAUUUCAUUCUUCCUCUCCUCAAGCGACUCGAUAUCCAACAUGUCCUGCAUUUGCUGAAGUGCAGAAAGAGCUCGGCUCGCCACACCUUAGUUUUUUGCCAAUCUCAGUCGGUGCGACAUUUAACUUUGUCAAGUCGUACGAUGCUCUUGGUGUCGUGCCAGAAAUGGAUGGAGGAUUGACGGGAGCUAAUCAUAUGACUCCGUUUGAUGCAGUAAGGGUUGCAAAAAUCUUGGCCGGUGAACCAGGUGAAGAAGAUCGUCAGCCAGAUCAAAGUUCGGGUCAGCAAAAUGGAUUUGAUAUACCUCAGCAAUCUGUUGUCAUGGCGAUCCAUUGGGGCACAUUCGUAAGCGGAAUGGAUGAAAUUCGAAGAUCGAUGCACGAUUUGGAAUCUGCAUGUGCAGUGCAAGAUGUUUUAUAUGCUCGA
Messenger RNA from Meira miltonrushii, 1314 nucleotides. RefSeq names its product Metallo-hydrolase/oxidoreductase. Gene Ontology annotation, cellular component: cytoplasm; membrane-bounded organelle. The transcript has a single exon. Gene Ontology annotation, biological process: N-acylethanolamine metabolic process; N-acylphosphatidylethanolamine metabolic process. The annotation marks the transcript as partial. The record is from RefSeq and is a predicted model, not a curated record. NCBI's taxonomy places the organism in Eukaryota, Fungi, Basidiomycota, Exobasidiomycetes, Exobasidiales, Brachybasidiaceae. Gene Ontology annotation, molecular function: N-acylphosphatidylethanolamine-specific phospholipase D activity; zinc ion binding.